Molecule: messenger RNA, 727 nt
Organism: Spodoptera litura
Lineage: Eukaryota; Metazoa; Arthropoda; Insecta; Lepidoptera; Noctuidae
Product: fatty acid-binding protein
Molecular function (GO): lipid binding
Source: RefSeq, a predicted model, not a curated record
AGUUUAGUCAUAUUAAUCUGACUGACAGUUGACAAUGCUUGUAAAAGCGGACAAAGUAAAUUUUCAAACUUCGCACAAAUAAAUUAAUUCCUUGUGUAAAUAAUUCCACUCAUUGUGCAGAGUGACUGUGAACGUGUAGAUCUCAAACAGUUGUUGGCAAGGGAAGACGUUAGUAAAAUAAGCGACGAUGAUUGCCGGAAAGUAUCAACAUUACAAAAAUGAAGACAUCGACGAUUAUUUCAGUGCCGUCGGUGUACCUUACAUGGGCCGCAAAAUGAUGGCAAUGUCAUCACCACUGAUGGAGAUAUCAGUGGAUGGAGAACAUAUGACAAUCAAAAAUGUGUCCCUAAUGCGAACAGUUGAAAACAAGUUCAAACUGGGUGAGGAGUAUAUUGAGAACAUGCCUAAUGCGAAAAUAAGAAGUGUCACAACGAAGGUUGAUGAUAAAAAGAUUGAAACUAAGUCAGUAGUGGAAGACACAGGUGCUGCAUGUGGUCGCCUCUAUGAGUUCACUGAUGAUGAGUGUGUCAUUACUCUGACCCAUGAGAAAGCUGCCACCCCUGCCAAACGUUACUUUCGCCGAGUCAAAUAAAUGGAGGAUACUUAAUCACAAUUUUCUUUCUUCCAAUAAGAACAACAAAAUAUUAUAAUUAUACUUAACAUAUUAUUAUAAAUGAUAUGUAAAUGCUAUAAGAGAACUGAUAUUUUUAUUUCUUUUUACUUUUAU